Molecule: messenger RNA, 1542 nt
Organism: Verticillium dahliae VdLs.17
Lineage: Eukaryota; Fungi; Ascomycota; Sordariomycetes; Glomerellales; Plectosphaerellaceae
Product: chromate transporter
Exons: 3
Coding region: 1-1542 (513 amino acids)
Biological process (GO): chromate transport
Molecular function (GO): chromate transmembrane transporter activity
Source: RefSeq, a predicted model, not a curated record
AUGGCAAUCCGGGGAGGCACAAGCUGGCGGAACGCCCAGGUCUCCAAGAGAUUAUGGAGCACAUUCAGGACCAACUACCAUCUGGGCUUCACUGCCUUUGGAGGCCCGCCAGUGCAUUUCAAGAUUCUCCGCGAGAAAUUCGUGGUCAAGCUGGGAUGGAUCGAUGAACAAAUCCGUGUGCCAGGCCUUCUCUGGACCUGGCAGCACCAAGAUGCAUUACUGCAUCAACCUGAUCCACGAUGGGUUCCUGUCUGCCUUGCUGGGGUUUCUCAUCUGGAGGUACUGUGCUCAACCCGACAUGGCCACCAUUCGCGCGCGUGUGCUGAUGUGAUUGUCAGUUUGCCUGGCGCUCUCGGCAUGUACGGCCUUUCCGUCGGGAUUUCCAACAUUGGCGACUCUCUGCCUGGCCCGGUCUACGCCCUGCUCUCUGGUCUCAACGCGUCGACCGUGGGCAUUAUCGCUGUUGCAGCGGUGCAACUAUCAGAAAAGGCCAUUACUGAUCCCUUGACCCGCAUGAUUGUCCUCGUCGCAGGCGCAGCUGGGAUCCUCUACAACGCCUUGUGGUAUUUCCCCCUCCUGAUGUUUGUGGCAGGUGUCGUUACGGUUGUUCACGACUUUCGCUGGCUCCACCCCCUCGCCAAAGGUGUGCUGGAUCUGGUCAAAAAUCCGCGACAAAAGAGCCGCGCCCCAGAGAAUGAGUCCAUGGAAUUACCGGAAUCGCAACGGGACGAUAGAAGUGACGCUGUCUCGCGGGAGCACGAGGCGCCACCGAGCCGCAACGAUGCGGCCAGUACCCUCCCCAUUACCGAGAACCAACGCUCCGAAGCCGAGACAGAGCCCAGGGUGGUUCCGACAGAGCGUGUUCUGGACUUCUCCUGGGCCGUCGGUCUUGCAAUCAUUGUCUUCUUUCUCAUCACGUUCACGGUGGUCAUGGUCCUCCGCGGCGUGCUGCCCACGAAACCGCUUCUCUACAGCUUCUUCGCCAACAUGUACCUCGCCGGAACGAUCAUCUUUGGCGGAGGUCCCGUGGUUAUCCCUCUUUUGCGAGAGUACGUUGUCGCCGAAGGCUGGGUCAGCCCCCGCGAUUUCCUCAUUGGCCUCGCCAUCCAGCAGAGCUUUCCGGGCCCCAACUUCAACUUCGCCGUCUACCUCGGCGCACUGACGGCAAUCAACGGAGGAUACAACUCGGCCGCCGGCGCGGUGCUUGGUUACAUCGGCAUAUUUGCCCCAGGCCUUAUCACCGUACACGGAACGAUGGGCAUUUGGAGCGCCAUCCGUGGUCUGAGAUGGGUCAAGUCGCUGCUGAGAGGUGUCAAUGCCGGUGCCGUCGGGCUCAUAUACACAGCCGUCUACAGGUUGUGGCAGAUUGGCUACAUUGACCAAGACUUCCAGCAGGGAACGAGCUUGGCGCAGGAACCGUGGUGGGUGGUCGUCACGGCGUCGAGUUUUGUCUUUGGGUAUUCUUUCGGCGUGAAUCCGCCCGUUGUCAUCGUCAUGGGUGCCGUGUUCGGGCUAACCUGGUACGGCGUCGUCACGGCGUAG